Molecule: messenger RNA, 1587 nt
Organism: Penicillium cinerascens
Lineage: Eukaryota; Fungi; Ascomycota; Eurotiomycetes; Eurotiales; Aspergillaceae
Exons: 2
Coding region: 1-1587 (528 amino acids)
Biological process (GO): GTP biosynthetic process
Cellular component (GO): cytoplasm
Molecular function (GO): IMP dehydrogenase activity
Source: RefSeq, a predicted model, not a curated record
AUGGUUGAAAUUCAGGAUUAUACCAAGGCUCUCGACGUUCUCGAAGAGUACUCUCCCCGAGAUGGCCUUCACGUUGACGCUCUGCUUGACUCGGACAAGCACGGGGCACUGACUUACAAUGACUUCCUCCUGUCCAUCGUUCUAAUCUCACGGGCAGCUUUCCCGGCAUCGGACGUUACCUUGGAAUCCAGGGUAUCCAGGCGGCUUACCAUUAAGGCUCCUCUCCUGUCUUCACCUAUGGACACCGUGACCGAACACAAUAUGGCCAUCCAUAUGGCUCUUCUAGGAGGUCUGGGAGUUAUCCAUAACAACUGUUCGCCCGAUGAACAGGCCGAGAUGGUGAGGAAGGUGAAGCGGUACGAAAACGGCUUCAUCCUGGACCCCGUGGUUCUGUCUCCGAAGGCGACCGUUGGAGAUGCAAAGCAGCUGAAGGCUAAAUGGGGAUUUGGCGGCUUUCCUGUGACUGAAAAUGGAACUCUCCAUUCCAAGCUGCUCGGCAUUGUCUCUAGCAGAGAUAUCCAGUUCCAUAACCAGCCUAAUGACCUAGUCACGGCUGUUAUGUCGACGGAGCUUGUUACCGCUCCAGCAGGCACCACUCUCGCCGAGGCUAACGAUGUUCUCCGGAGUUCGAAGAAAGGAAAAUUGCCGAUCGUGGACGAAGACGGGUCCCUGAUUUCGUUGCUUUCUCGGAGUGAUCUGACAAAGGACAUUCACUAUCCUCUGGCAUCUAAGGUUCAGUCUAAGCAGUUGCUCUGCGCGGCAGCUGUGAGCACCCACGACGCGGAUAAGAUCCGACUCCAGAAGCUAGUCGACGCGGGACUAGAUAUUGUCGUCGUCGACAGUAGCCAGGGGCAUAGUAUAUAUCAGAUUGCGAUGAUCAAAUACAUCAAGCGGGAAUUCCCUCAGCUUGAUGUAAUCGCUGGCAACAUCGUCACCCGGGAGCAAGCCGCAGCGUUGAUUGCUGCUGGUGCAGACGGGCUGAGAAUCGGUAUGGGCAGUGGGAGCGCGUGCAUUACGCAGGAAAUCAUGGCCGUUGGUCGUCCCCAGGCUGCAGCCGUGCGCAGUGUCUCUUCCUUUGCCGCGCGCUUUGGCGUUCCUUGCAUUGCGGAUGGCGGAGUCUCGAACCUAGGUCACAUCGUCAAGGGACUCGCGCUUGGCGCCUCGACAGUGAUGAUGGGAGGCUUGCUUGCCGGUACCACGGAAUCUCCUGGAGAGUAUUUCGUGAGUAGCGAAGGACAGCUGGCCAAAGCCUACCGUGGUAUGGGAAGUAUCGCGGUUAUGGAGGGCAAAGGCAAGGCUGGCGACAACGCUGGCACUGCGCGUUACUUCUCUGAGAAUGAUAAGGUCAAGGUUGCGCAGGGUGUUGCGGGCUCGGUAAUUGAUCGCGGCUCCGUCACUCAGUUCGUCCCUUAUCUUGUGGCCGGUGUGCAACAUUCUCUCCAGGAUAUUGGCGUCAAGAGUCUUGACGCCUUGCGUGAUGGUGUAAACCGUGGUCAAGUUCGAUUUGAGAAAACAAGUGCCAGUGCCAUGGCUGAGGGUAACGUCCAUGGCUUACACACCCACGAGAAGAAGCUAUACACUUCUUGA